CGGACCCGCGGUGGCGCGAGCGCUCCGGCCGCCGCCUCCCGGCUGACCCCGCGAUCUGAGGCUGUCAGAGAUGACUCUGGUUCUGUCCAUGAAUAGAUUCUGCGAGCCCAUUGUCUCGGAAGGAGCUGCUGAAAUUGCUGGGUACCAGACGCUAUGGGAGGCUGACAGCUACGGAGCUGAGCCCCCUGGGCCAGCACAGGCUCCUCUGCAGGGAGACCGGGGAGCCGGUCCCCCACUGGCAGGAUCACAUUACAGGGGAAUUUCAAAUCCUAUAACAACAUCCAAGAUCACAUACUUUAAGAGGAAGUAUGUGGAAGAAGAGGAUUUUCACCCACCACUCAGCAGCUGUAGCCAUAAAACCAUCUCGAUUUUUGAGGAACGAGCCCACAUCCUUUAUUUGUCCUUAGAAAAGCUAAAGUUUAUCGAUGAUCCCGAAGUGUACCUCCGAAGAUCUGUCCUUAUAAACAAUUUGAUGAAAAGGAUCCAUGGAGAAAUCAUCAUGCAGAAUAACUGGUGCUUUCCUGACUGCUCUUUCAAUGGCACCUCUGCCCAAGAGUGGUUUAUGGCUCAAGACUGUCCUUACCGGAAACGACCACGGAUGGCCAAAGAGGAGUGUGAAAAGUUUCAUGCCUGCUGCUUUUACCAAGAAUGUGGUGGUCACUACCUAAAUGGACCCCUUUCCCUCCAUGCUAGCGUCGGAAGUGCCUCCACCACUGCCCCGUCCCCCCGCCCCCCCCCCUCCCCCCCGCCUUUACCGAGUUGUUCCCACCAGGUGGAUUUCGAUGUAGGCAGCACAUCUGUUUACAAAGGUGAUGGCCAGGUACCUGCCAAUGAAAUCUUUGUCACUAAUGUCAGGUCACUAGGUGUUCAGGAAAAGGCCCCAGUAAGUGAUGAGAAAGCAAAUAAUGACACCAGCAGGGAUGGUGGCCCCCUAAGCCAUGAACCUGGGGGAAAUGACCUUGCUUUUGAGUGCAAAGGCCAAUUUUAUGAUUAUUUUGAGACUGGAUAUAAUGAAAAAAGCAAUGUGAGUGAGUCUUGGAAAAAGUCCUUAAGGAAAAAGGAGCCUUCACCAAGUAACAAACCGUGCUGUGGCAAAGGGAGUAAAAUAUGAGCCAUCUUUU
Messenger RNA from Nyctereutes procyonoides (raccoon dog), 1121 nucleotides. RefSeq names its product SERTA domain-containing protein 4-like. Gene Ontology annotation, cellular component: nucleus. The record is from RefSeq and is a predicted model, not a curated record. NCBI's taxonomy places the organism in Eukaryota, Metazoa, Chordata, Mammalia, Carnivora, Canidae.